Messenger RNA from Enterobius vermicularis (human pinworm), 1319 nucleotides. The record is from the annotation of a GenBank genome assembly. Lineage: Eukaryota; Metazoa; Nematoda; Chromadorea; Rhabditida; Oxyuridae.
AUGCGUGGGACGACGGAUGGUUCAUCGCUUGUUAUGGAAAGUGCACCAAACGACACACUACGUACUAAUGUUUCGGAAGCAUCGAAACGGGGAAUGAAUGGAAAAGAUACACAUAGUUAUGUUGGUUUCGCAAACUUCCCUAACCAAGUUUUUCGACGCGCGAUCAAAAAUGGAUUUGAGUUUACUUUGAUGGUUGUUGGACAGUCUGGAUUGGGGAAGUCCACUUUUAUUAACUCGUUGUUUGCCACUGAAAUAUAUCACGGUGAUGUACCAAAGGAGGAUAAAAUUCCCCCGACUACACGUAUCCAUGAACAAACUGUUCGCUUGAUUGAAAAUGGCGUAGCAUUGAAUUUGACGCUUGUUGACUGUCCCGGUUUUGGCGAUGCUAUAGACAACAGCAAAUGCUGGGAUCCAGUGGUGGAAUACAUUGAGAAAAAGUAUUUGGAUUAUUUUACUGAGGAAACAAAAAUUGAACGAUCACCAACGAUUCCAGAUAAACGAGUACAUUUGUGUCUUUACUUUUUAGCUCCGACAGGGCACGGGUUGAAGCCACUGGAUAUAGAAUUUAUGAAGAAGUUACAUGGAAGGAUAAAUGUUGUUCCAGUUAUUGCAAAGGCUGAUACGAUGACCCGUGGGGAGCUUGACGCUUUUAAGAAACAGAUUCUCAAAGAAAUAAAUGAACAAAACAUCAAAUUGUAUAACUUUCCUGACACCGAUGACGAAGAGGAGAAACGCCAGUUUGGACCACUCAAAGAACGUGUUCCAUUUGCUGUAGCUGGUAGUAACAAUAUAAAAGAUAUUAAUGGUCGCAAAACACGUGUGCGUGAGUAUCCUUGGGGCGUAGUUCAGGUCGAGAACCUGGAACAUAAUGAUUUCAUAGCACUAAGACAUAUGAUUAUCAGAACUAACUUAAUUGAUUUAAUAUCGGUCACUCACAGUGUGCACUACGAAAACUUCCGCUUUCGUCAAAUGAGCAAAGGAUCGAAGGAUGCAAUUGACAAAGAUCCAUUUACACAAAUGGAGCAAGAUAAAGUGCAGAAAGAGGAAGAGUUUGAAACAAAAAAAGCAGAAAUGGAAAAGAUAUUCAAAGCAAAAGUCGGUGAAAGGGAAGCUAAACUUAAUGCCAAACAAAAAGAGCUUGAUGACAAGGAGAAAGAGAAUACGAUUAAAUUAGAAAGCCGACGUGCUGCUUUGGAUCAGUUAAUGAAAGAGAUUGUUGAAUUACGUCAAGCAGGAGGUUCCAUUUCUAGGCAGGAGUCCCGGUCAAGUUCGUCACGUCCUGAGUAUGCUUUUUUCUUCAAAUGCUUUCAAGUUUAAAU